Molecule: messenger RNA, 1077 nt
Organism: Leishmania major strain Friedlin
Lineage: Eukaryota; Euglenozoa; Kinetoplastea; Trypanosomatida; Trypanosomatidae
Exons: 1
Coding region: 1-1077 (358 amino acids)
Molecular function (GO): protein binding
Source: RefSeq, a predicted model, not a curated record
AUGCGAUCCCGCGACUGUGAGUGGGAGCUGCGAAACGAAAACGGGCAUGGCUGCAUCGCCACCACUACCUCACACACGCAAGCUAAGCAGACACAGCUUGCGGUCCUCUAUUUGUAUGUUUCUGUCGGCUUCCUCUCUCGCGUAAGGCCAAGCGUAGUUUGUACACGCAGGAUGCGCGCCUGUCAACUACUGCGCCGCGGCCACAUGGAUGUGGAGCCGUGGAUGGGGGUGAGCUGCUACCCCGUAGGGCCCUUGCUGGUCGGCGGCGUCCCGACCAUUCGCGCCGGCUACGACCACUUUAAGUUUAUGCGUCCACAAGCGCCGCUACGGGCUGUGGGGCUGGACAAGCCUCUGCCACCGGUGCUUUUCAACCGCAUGGACCAGAUCGUGCUUAUCGAAAACGCACUUGCUCUCCAGCGGACAGAGAAUCAGAUCUCAGUCACGCUGUCGCAGCUGGCGCUCGGCAUUCGCAACGCGGAGAACUUCCUUGAGAAGCAUCUCAUGAACAAGGAGGUGCGGCCGUCCAUCCAUACGCUGUGGUUCCACGAGGGUGGUUUGCGCGAGCACCCGCAUGUGUUGUCCGGCCUGGCGGCCCACCACUUGGUGCCACUCUUCAGCCUCAUUAGCUACGACGUGGAACGGGGCAAGAUGACGGUCUUCCAGGCGGAGGAGCUGUACGAGGAGCUCAUGGACUGCUCUGUGGCGCAGCCGAAGAUUGUGCAGCGGGAGCUGGCGAACCAGAUGGUGCGCGUCUACUGCCUGAACGACGACUAUAACAAGGCGAUCCGCGUGGUGGACGAGAUGUGGGCCAAGCACAUCCGGCGCACCUUCGUCACAUAUGCCCCGCUCUUCCGCAUGAUCCGCGGGAAGCGGGAUGUAGAGCAGCAGAUAAAACUGCUGAGUUACAUGUGCAAAACAGAGGGUGGCCGACUGCCCAAGUUCCUCUUCAUUGACGUGCCGCGGAUGCUGUACAUGUUCGGUGUGUUUGCCCGCUACAACUGGAUCCCGAUCAACGUCUGCUUCACCGUUGUAUGCACGGCGCUGACGCUGCAGUACAUGAACUACGCGAAGUGGUAG